GUGUGGUUAGAGAUGAAUAACGAUGGAAAAGGCUGUCUUGUGCAACGAAUGUCUGUGGAUCCCCUGCUAUAAUCUUUGGCUUCUCAAGGCUUAGAAUAAGUAUGACAAUGUGCAGAGGAUUUCCAGUAGUAAUGAAGUGGUUAAAAUUGUCUUGUAAUCCGAUCGGUGCUGCAAUUUCUGUUCUGGAGCUGGUUGGCGUGAUCUCACGACUGGAUAUCUAAUUGGGCUGAGGUUACUUGGCAAGAAGCCCACUACCAACGGAAUGAGAAUAUUUCCUUGUGUUCUAAUUUGUUUAAGCAUUAAUGUGAUGUACUUACAUUGACAAGGAAAUUGGACAUUUAAAUUGCUCUUGUACAUUGUUACGGUACGAAUUGAAAAGAAAUCGAGAUGAAAAUGCCGUCGAGGGAACCAGCUUUGCAGUAAUUUUUGAAGCUUUUGCACAGGUGUCUGGGUACUUCUGGCAGUUCUGAGCUGACCCUGACUUUGGGAGGAAGAAUAUGUUCGUGUGAUUUCCUUGAAACAUAUCCUUUGGAAUGGAGAAUGAUCCAUCAUUACUUCUUUCAGAAUUCAGGUCUUCCAUCCACUUCAAGUGACAGAGUGGUCGUAUUUUGAUGAGAUGGUAUUGUGGGAGUAGAAUGGAUGAUCUAGCCUUGCUGGACCUGCUGGAAUGCCCUGUAUGCUUUGAAAGGCUAGAUGCUACUGCUAAAGUAUUGCCAUGCCAGCACACAUUUUGUAAACCAUGUCUCCAGAGAAUAUUUAAUGCCAGGAAGGAGCUCCUCUGCCCAGAAUGCAGGACUCCAGUGGCAUGCGGCAUUGAAGAGCUGCCAGUCAACUUGUUGUUGGUUCGCCUGCUGGAUGGCAUUAAGUAUGGGCAGAGCAAUGUCAGGAUCAUUCCUGAUCGAUUGCCUCAGGCACCCUCAAAUCAGGAACAUGGGCAAAGGAGCACAGAUACAAGAAGUUUGCAAGCUAGUGUGGUGAACACAGCCAAGAGCCCCAUAGAGAAGGUACCAUGUGCGAGAGCGUUGUACACGUAUGGAGGCCAGAAGCCAGGAGACCUCAGCUUUAAAAAGGGUGAUGUCAUCCUUCUACGUAGGCAAGUGGAUGAGAAUUGGUAUUAUGGGGAAAUCAAUGGAGUUUGCGGAAUUUUCCCUCUCAAUUUUGUUCAGGUUAUCCAUCAUUUACCUCAGCCCCCACCACUUUGCAAAGCUCUUUAUGACUUUAACCUGAAAGAAAAAGACAAGGAAGCCAACAAGGAUCUCCUGCCAUUCCUCAAGAAUGAUAUUCUAAAAGUGAUCCGCAGAGUUGAUGAAAACUGGGUGGAGGGCAAACUAGGAGACAAAGUAGGAAUAUUCCCCAUUUCAUUUGUUGAGAUGAACUCAACAGCAAAGCAGUUAUUAGCAACCAAAAGGCCAGAUGUGAAAGAUGGCAAAUGCCAAAGCAGUGCAGCAUUGGCUAAUUCUAGCACAACGUUCAAACGCACAGAGACAGGGAGGGUGGCUGUUAAAGACACACGCCACACGAGUGCGAUGAAUAUGCUAAACAGAAUCUCCCACCCAUCUCCAUCCCACCAGCCAUUGCAAAUCAGUUCACCGGUGCUGAUUAGCUCCAGUAACCCAGCAGUUGUAGCCCAGCUCGCAGAAAGAAGGAAUCCAUCCAAUCCCACCAGCAAGAUAAAACAUAAUCCUUCUGAAGCUGGUGUGGCCAGUUCAGGUAUUAAUGAUGCCAAUUCAUUGUUUAAUACUGAAAUUCUACGUUCAAAACCACAAAUACCUGUUAGAUCAGAAGAACCACGGGCAUGGACCGGGGACAUGUUUCAAGUUUAUGGGAUGUCAUCAGAUGGCUGGAUCAGAGGGAUGUCAAUGCAAAUAAACAAAACUGAGAGCCUGACCAGUGGUUACAAUGAACCUAGUAGGAGGAACACUUGUGGACUCCCCGAUCAGAGAGAUUCUGAUGGUUUGUCGGCAUCGGCAAACACUCAAGAAAGAGGAACUACAAGUGAGACCAGUUUGAACUUGCAGACAAGCCCCAGCGGCAGGCAAGUUGCUGUGACAUCACCACCUGUUCCGUCAGGGGCGACAAUAGCAAGACAUAUCUCCGGGUCUAGUUACAGGGUAAAUGUACAUCGACCAAUACUUGCAGUUCCCCCCGUCCAGUCUCAAAGCACAAGUAGCCGAUGUGUUCCAGCUGUUGUCAUUCAAGCACAACCUUUUGCGUCCCAUCAGUUUCUGCACCCAGUCACUAUGCAUGCCUCCCAUUCCAAUGGACUGGUAGGGACAAGCCGAUCUAACCUGUCCACCAGGCCAAUUGCUAACACUGCCCCUAUAAUGCGUCACGGCGGGAAACCAUCAGCAAUGCAAGAUGGUGAAGCUUCCAAUUGUACAACUGUGGACCAGGGAUGUGUACCAAUGUCCGAUCCUACACCAUUGCACUGCAAGUUUGAGGACAGAAGUACUGUACACAAGGCUCAGACCAGUCUCGGAAUGUUUCUACCUCACUGUGCUACGUCUUCUACAAGGCCUAAAUUCCAGCUCACCUCAGUGUGCAGCCCAACUCCAAUUUCGGCAAAACCAGAACAGGGCGCUGCACAAUCAAUUUUACAGGAAACCAGCAGUCCUCCUGUCCCUGUUAUCUCCCACAACAGAGCUGGUUCAUGCCCAAUAGGAAGUGAAGAGGAGGUCCAGACGUCCCACAGAAAGACAGGCUCCUGGGAUUCUUGUUAUCGCUGCACCCCUCCAUCACCACUGCACAGCCCAGUUUCUGAAGGAUGUCCAAAGACCUUGCCAAACCGUUCAAUGUGCUUCAAUAGAUGCCGGGCGGUACUUUCAUAUCCAGCCCAAGGUGAUGCUGAGCUUGGCCUGGAGCAAGGUGACAUUGUACUGGUGCACAGGAAACACCAGGAUGGCUGGUUCCAGGGAACGCACACAGAGAGUGGGAAGACUGGCCUUUUUCCAGGAAGCUUUGUCGAAAGUUUACAGUGAGACUGAAAUCUGAAAUUAGAUUGAAGAUGAGAAAUGGCAAUUACUUCCCAUUAAGCUUUGUCUAAUGAAUAAUGUGUGUAAUAUCCCAUCUGUGGUAAUGUUAUCAAUAUGAACUUUCACCCAUACUGCCCUUAAAAGUAGUCCAAAGCAUUUCUACCUUUGUGAGCAGUUUGGAUGUGAAACAACCUGAAUUAUUGUCCGAUAAUGCACAGGACGUCAUAGCAAAAUUUACAAGGAACUCUCCCACCCACAUUGCCUCUCAAAUAGUGCCCUUCAAUCAGAAUAUGCCAAUUCUUAAGUGACACAGCUGAGUUCAGCUAAAUAUAUUAGACAAGACACACUAAUCCAGUCAGAUGGUCAAUCUGUAUAGAGCAGGUCAAAGCCAGAUAGUAAAAUAAUCCUCUUAUAUGGUUCACUCUGGAAGACGUGCAUAAAGUACUGGAUAGCUACAAGCACGUGAUGAAGACGUAUCCAGAUAAACUAAGCUCACGGUGUUCUGUUGGAUUGUUACCAGAAAGGAUGCGAUGCAGCUGUGAUUACAGGGGACAGAGGUGGGAGUGACAUCAAUGACAAUGUUUUAGAAGAAAUGCAGCCUUUUAUGCUUUGGCUUUAGAGUUUAAUUUUGGUCACUUUUCAGUCACACUAAUUUUGGUAAUGUUCCAUCAAAAAAAAAAGGUUACACUAAAUAUAUUAACUUUACCCAACUAAUUGGACUGACCAUUUCAGUCGAAAUAGAUAAGCAGCAAAUAGUAAUCCCAUGAGAUUAUUAUCUCCAUUGCUUCGGAAGAAACUCAGAAAUGAUAAUUGGAGGGCAUUAAAGUAAAAAUAGCACUUGAAAUAUAGAUUUUAGGCAUUUUGGGUAUUAAAAUAAAUAAUCAUUUCAAAUUGUAUGUUGAUGGGGACAAUUAGACAUU
Molecule: messenger RNA, 3892 nt
Organism: Rhincodon typus (whale shark)
Lineage: Eukaryota; Metazoa; Chordata; Chondrichthyes; Orectolobiformes; Rhincodontidae
Product: E3 ubiquitin-protein ligase SH3RF2-like
Exons: 11
Coding region: 612-2978 (788 amino acids)
Biological process (GO): negative regulation of apoptotic process; positive regulation of JNK cascade; protein ubiquitination
Cellular component (GO): nucleoplasm
Molecular function (GO): protein phosphatase 1 binding; ubiquitin protein ligase activity
Source: RefSeq, a predicted model, not a curated record